GACUGAAUCGGGCGUCUGACAUUAUCGUCGUGCAAGAGAACAAACAAACGCAACAAGUUAACAACCCUUGCAGCAACAAAUGUAAUCCAGGCGCACUGUGUCUGCUCAACUCACCCACCAGCCGCACCUGUGCUUCACCAUGUCAAUGACAUCGACUGUGGUGGGCUCGAAUGUGACUUGCCAACCGCCUGUUUGUGGAUUAGAUUGUAAUGCGGGCAAGUGUAUCAUCAACGAUCGGGGAAUGGCCAGCUGUAAAUGCCCUUCACUCUACGAAGGUGAUCGGUGUGAGCGUUAUCGCUGUUCCGGCUAUUGUCGCAACAAGGGCGUUUGUUACCCAGAUUUACUCGUAUCAGACCCGCCGCCAUUGAAAUGUAGCUGCACACCCGAGUGGACGGGAGAGCGAUGCGAAACGCGUGCGACAGCUUGCGAAGACCGUUGCCAGAACGGAGGCUCAUGCAUCCACGCAAGUGGAACAUCGUGUUCAUGUCCACCUGGUUUCUCCGGCGAAUUCUGCGAAAAUUGCCCAUCACUGAAUUGCUUGCACGGCGCUUUCUGUCGAGCCAUAGAGAAAGAAACGAAGAACAAAGAGAAAGCAAACCGCGAUAAGAACAGCGAAAAUGACAAGGAAAGGAACUUCGUCUGUUCUUGUCCGCCCGGAUUCUCUGGCGAACGAUGCGAGCGUUCCGAAUGUGAUGACAACUGCCCUCAGAGUGAAUGUACCAUGAACGAAUUAGGAGUUCCGCAAUGUCUAUGUGCUCCCGGCUUUACUGGAAAGAAGUGCGACAAUGACGUCUGUGCCGAUUUCUGUUUGAACGGUGGUGAGUGCUUGCGUGGCGCGAAAAAGAUCACGUGUCACUGCCAUCAGGGUUAUACGGGUAAACGGUGCGAGACCCGUAUCGAAUGCGCCGAUCCAUCGGAAUGCAGCGGCGACAAGUCAAACGCAACGUCCGUCGUCUGUAACGGUGUCGACUGCCUCAACGGUGGCACUUGUGUUCCUAUAAGAGGACAGGCUUUCUGCCGCUGUGCGGGCGAUUGGGCGGGAUUGCACUGCGAAGUCUACCGAGGCGAUUACAACGCUUGCAAAGCCAUGUGUAUUAACGGCGGUGUUUGCGUCUCGACUAAGGCAUUGAGUGUUCCUCGUUGCGAAUGCUUAGCCGAUUGGACAGGUCCGCGCUGCGAGUAUCGCAAGUCUUGUCUUAACUAUUGUUUCAACGGAGGAACUUGUUCUCUCAAUCCCGAUGAAGAUCUCAAACCCACUUGCGUUUGCCAAGAGGGGUUCUAUGGCGUACGCUGCCAGACGCUAGGCAGUGAUAUAAACAAUUCCAGUAGUCAAUCAAGCAGCGGCAAAUCGUCAAUUAAUGGCACAGUUACCGCCAUUGUCGUUGUCUUGGUCAUCAUUGCCGUCCUGGUCGCAGCGGCCAUAGCAGCAAUAACCGUCAUGCGAAAGCGACGAAGGGGGAAGCCUUUUAUGCACGUAAGGAUGCAGAGUCAAGAAAACGUAGAAAUAAGCAACCCGAUGUAUCUUAGAGAGGAUGCUGACGAAGAUGUCGAGUCUUUAGAUCCCACCUUUGUGAUUCCUAGCAAUAAGGCGACCAACUUUGCUAAUCCUGUCUACGAGUCGAUGUACAACGACGCAGCGGCGGGCAGUAGCGUCAACGAGGAAAAGAAAGGAUUACUUCACAGUGAACCGUCACAUCCCCUUGAGCCCCAUAAGAAUCAUCCUUUGGCCGAAAAUAGCGAAUCUUUUACCUAAAUAUGUUUUUUUUUAUUAUUAUUUUUUUUUUUCAUACUCUUUCUGGCAGCCAUUGGAUUCGUCAACGACAAAGCCACCAUCCAAAUAUAUAGGCCAGCUUUGUCGAGCUGAAAUUAGUUUGUGGCUGGUCACACCUGUUCAGAAGGAGAUGAUCUCCAUUAUUAAGAAUAAUUUGACCGUCACGCUGACUGCGUUUCUGAUAAUUUUAUUAUUAUUACUUUUUUUUUCCUUCAAAUUGCACGAUGUUCAAGUUGUUGGCGCCAGUUGUGCUUCGUCAAUGAAGCUUUGGCGAUGUCGUCAGCUGCUCAAAACUAUACAUGAAUUGUAUCAUAUUUUUUUCGCAUAACUGGACAGCAUAUUAUUUGGCUAAUGUGAUAUCUCUUUUGUCAAUUUCACGGAUGCUCUGCAGGCACCUCGGGUGACAUUGGGCACACCAAGUGGAACUUUACUCAUCCUUUUACCAGACACAUUAAAAAAAAAAUUAUCACUUUCGCUUUGAUUUGAUUUUCGUUUUCAAGUGCAAGCGAACAGGCUUCUUUGGAUCAUCUGGUCCAAUUUGCCUUGUUUUCGGAAUGUAACAUGACGUGUUUUGAGUUGAACGAGUUCCGUAAACAGUUGUGUUUGUAGUUCUUGAUCAUCUCCUUGUAAUCAUGCUCUCUGGAUUUAUACAACUUUGUACCGAUCAAUACACAAACAAAACAAAAA
Messenger RNA from Daphnia carinata, 2458 nucleotides. RefSeq names its product fibropellin-1-like. Gene Ontology annotation, biological process: heterophilic cell-cell adhesion; establishment or maintenance of epithelial cell apical/basal polarity. Gene Ontology annotation, molecular function: calcium ion binding. The record is from RefSeq and is a predicted model, not a curated record. Lineage: Eukaryota; Metazoa; Arthropoda; Branchiopoda; Diplostraca; Daphniidae. Gene Ontology annotation, cellular component: plasma membrane; protein-containing complex.